Solea solea (common sole) is the source of this 4620-nucleotide messenger RNA. It is a transcript of the gene srrm2, whose product is annotated as serine/arginine repetitive matrix 2. The record is from RefSeq and is a predicted model, not a curated record. Lineage: Eukaryota; Metazoa; Chordata; Actinopteri; Pleuronectiformes; Soleidae. The transcript has 14 exons. The coding region runs from base 237 to 4301 and encodes 1354 amino acids.
CUUCCGUAUGACGUCACUUGGUUUUUCGUCUCGUUCUUCCUUCCUCUCGGCGGAGCUCACGUCUUGCUAGCUGAAGCUAACUGUUCACAUUAUUUCUGUCAUCUUCGCGUUUGUGGAGACGCAGUUGUUACAGUGCGGUCUGUCCAAGCUUCGGAUUCUACAAGAGAUUUAUCAAGAGAGGAGAAACAGUCCCGCCGGCACCGUUUCCUCCGCUGCCGGAGGUGAAACACUGAGCCAUGUACAAUGGGAUUGGCCUGACGACACCGCGGGGCAGUGGCACCAAUGGCUAUGUGCAGCGCAACCUGUCGAGCCUGCGGGUGAAGCGUCCGCGGGACGAGCGUGGUGGUGAGCGCGAUGAGAAGGACCGGGAGAGGCUGGAGAGUCAGCUCAACAGGCAGCCCAACGCUGACAUCCUGGAGCACCAGCGCAAGAGGCAGCUGGAGGUUAAAUGUGCCGAGCUGCAGGACAUGAUGGAGGAGCAAGGGUAUUCUGCUGAGGAGAUUGAGGAGAAGGUGAGCAGCUUCCGCAUGAUGCUGCAGGAGAAGCAGGAGCCGGCUCCGCCCACUUCUGACAGACCAUCGGCGACAGAGACUCAUGCACUGGCCGCAGCUAACCAGCAGAAGAACGACCGUCUGCGCGCAGCAUUUGGAAUCGCCAGCGACUACGUGGAUGGAUCGUCCUUUCACGCCGACCGCAAGGACAAAGAGAAGGAGAAGCGGGAGCAGGAGCGGCUGGAGAGGGAACGGCUGCAGCAACAGAAGUAUACGUUGGUGGUAGAUUCGGAUGAUUCAGAUGCUCCUCCCAAAAAGCGUGGUCGGAAGAAGAAAAAGAAAAACAAGAGCCGCGACAGCAGCUCAGAGAGUCUGUCCCCAUCGCCUCGCAGAGAGAAGAAGAAAUCCAAAAAAAAGAAAAAGAAACGUGAGGCAUCUGAAGAGAGUGGAGAAGAAGAUGAUGACAGUUCCUCGGAUGAAAAACAGAAGGAGUUGAAGAAGAAAAGGAAAAAGAGCGAAAGUUCAAGUCCUCCCAAAACAAAGUUGGUGCGACGCAGCAGCGUCUCGUCCCGCUCCUCUCACAGCCCGUCUCCAGCUGCGGUGAGGUCACGUCAACAGGAGCAAACGGCAAGAAAAGACGAUGAAAGGAAGGAAAAAUCGCCGGAGAGGAGGAGACGAGGUUACGAGGAGCAAGUGCCACGGCGUCAGGGAGGCGAAGCGAAGAGGUCGAAUCUUGAGAGAGGGACAGAACGACAGAGUGAGAUAGAGAAGAAGAGACAUGAUUCUGCAUCCCCUUCUCCACCACCACCACCACCGAUCGACAAAAGCUGGGAAAAGGAGAAAGGGAGGAGAUCCAGAAGCAGAGACCUGCAGAAACGGAGGCGUUCGAGGAGCGUGGAAAAAAAUGAGAGGGAGAAGGGAAGGCGCUCCAGAAGCAGAGAGAUGGACAAGGGGCGGCGUUCAAGGAGCAGAGAAAACAAGAGGGACAAAGAGCAUCGUUCCAGAAGCAGAGACGCUGCGGAGAAAGAGCAGAGUCCUAGAAGCAGAGACGUGGACAAAGGACAGCGUUCUAGAAGCAGAGAUGCUGAGAGAGGGCGGAGUCUUAGAAGCAGAGACAUGGAGAGGGGGCGGAGUCCUAAAGGCAGAGAUGUGGAUCGAGGACGACGUUCUAGAAGCAAAGACGCGCAGCGAGGACGUCGUUCUCGAAGCAGAGACGUGCAGCGAGGACGACGUUCUAGAAGCAGAGACGUGCAGCGAGGACGACGUUCUAGAAGCAGAGACGUGCAGCAAGGACGACGUUCUAGAAGCAGAGACGUGGAGCGAGGACGACGUUCUCAAAGCAGAGAUUCUGAGAAAGGACAGAGUCCUAGAAGCAGAGACAUGCAGAGAGGGCGGCGUUCCAGAAGCAGAGAAAAGAGGGACAAAGGAAAAGAGUGUGUCCCUCAGAGAACCAGAGACGACUCGUCCUCAUCCCCUUCUCCUCCACCUAAACAAGAGACAAGGAAGGACAGAGGCAGAGAUGCUGAGCGAGAAAAAGACAAGAUUAAACCAGACCAAAAGACGAGACAUGGCUCUUCGUCCCCUUCACCUUCUCCUGAAAAGGAGAGGAGUGGAGAGAGGGAACGCAGAACUGACGUGAAGCAUCAUUCAAGUGUGCCAAAUGAAAAGGACAACAGAAAAGAUACGGGGAAGAGACAAGAGAUAGAGGCGUCUCUUCACCAACAGAGAGGCAACAGAAAGGACGUUCAUCCAUCUCGCGAUUCCCACUCACCGGCCCCUCGGUCGCCCGUCGCCAGUGGAGCACAACGAGACCGAGAGAACGAGAGAAGAGAAAAGGAAAAAACAGAGGGUGUUAAGGAGAGGGACAGGCAUGUGAGCAGGCAGGGAGGUCAGGACCGAGAGCGAGGUCAGGACCGAGAGCGAGGUCAGGAGAGCAGCAGAAAGAGAGACGAGGCUGUCCCAUCAUCUGCAGAAAGUAGACGAGAUGGUUCCAGACCGUCGGCUAAAAGACCAGACGUGAAAGACGGGGAGGAGAAGACGAGGAGCCCACAGAGGAAGGACAAACGUGAUGAGAGGGUGAAACCGGCUGAGAAGAGGAAGGAGAGCAGUAGCAGCAGCAGCAGCAGUAGUGGUAGCAGCAGCAGCAGCGACAGUGACAGUGACAGCUCCUCAUCAUCCUCUUCAUCCUCAUCGUCCUCUUCAUCCUCAUCCUCUGAGGAUGAAGGUAAAGCGGCGAAGGUUGGCUCUGCAGGUGGGGAAAACAAAAACCCCUCGACCAGCGCACCAGCUGCCAUCGGUGCUGCCGUCCAUCGGUAUUUAGUCAACGGGCGAAAGGAAAGCUCGGCCUCUGCCUCUGAGGGGGACACACUCAGACCCCAGACGGACAGAGGAGACGGAGCAGACAAACGUGACGGGGAAAGACCUCCUCACAGAUCUGCUGUGGACAAUUACCCGCCCCGCACCAAGGGUCAGGAGCGAUACAGCCCCACACAGAUGGACAGCCCGAGUCCACCUCCGUCCCAAACCGACAGAGGCAGCAACAGGCCUGAGGCCGGAGCAGACAAAACAAGGUCAGGGGACAUGGGGAGGGACAAAGACACUGCCAGGAGGCCUGCGAGACCUACUCCCUCCACCAGGAGGUCACGGUCUCCGCCCCAAAAAGCCACUGCCACUUCCCCAGCACGUCGCACUCCACCGAGGCAGUACAAGGAGGCCCCACCCCGCUCCAGGAGAAUGUCUCCUCCUGCAGCUCGGUCUGAGCGCGACAGAGAGAGGCAGAGGGACAGAGACAGGGAGAAGGACAGAGAACGUGUGCGAGCUGCCAGAAGGAGCAGAUCCAGAAGCCCACGGAGACGCUCCAGGUCCAGAAGCCCCAGGAGGCAAAGCCCCCUCAGCAGGUCCCGUCGCUCUCCAUCUCCACCGCGGCGGCGGCGGAGAAGUCGCUCCAUCUCCCGAGAAAGAGGGAGAGAACGUGAGGCAACCAAACAGAGGGAGACGCAACAAGAGCGAGGGAGGGAGAAGGUGCAUCAGCAGCCUCAGGAUGAACCUCAGCCUGGCAGGUCAUCGUCCUCCUCAUCAGCCUCCUCCUCUUCUUCCUCCAGCUCCUCCUCUUCAUCCUUGCCUUCACCCCCAUGCAAAAGUAAAGACACACAGAUGGAGAGGAGAAGAGAGCGAGAGGACGGAGAGCAAAAAAGUCUCUCCUCCUCCUCCUCCUCUUCACACCGUCCCUCCACAGCCUCGUCCCACGUUCCACCGCCAGGAAGACGAGGCUCACCGCCAGACUCCAGGCGUGCUGACACGGCGUCCAGAGGGUCGCUGCCCCGCGGCCGACCGGACGGCGAGCAGCCGCAGCCGCAGCCAUCGCAAGCUCCAAACAGGAAGCCGUCGCCGCCGGCAGCCGCUCGACCAUCAGACCAGACGGUCAGAAACGAGAGAAGUGUGAACGGCAAGGAGGCAAAUAAGAAAGUGAGCAGGAGCAGCAGCUCCAGCUCCUCCUCGUCCUCUUCGUCCUCCUCCUCUUCCUCCUCUUCAUCCUCCUCCUCCGACAGUUCUGACUCUGAGGGCAAGGAGCAAGGAAAAAAGAAGGCGACCAAAACCCAGAAUAGCUCUUCAUCGUCUGAAAAUGAAAAGGAAACAAAGAAGAAGAGCGCUGUGCGACCUCAGAGGGUUCCGGCCGAUUCACUGCGAGAUUCUCGCUCGCUCAGUUACUCUCCUCCCAGACACACGAGAGCAGCGCCACAGUCGCCCAACCACAGCAGCAGCAGCAGACGGUCGCCGAGCCGCUCAUCGAGCAGCAGACGGAGGAAAUGAGCGCCGCCCUCUGCUCUGUGAUGGUUUCUGGACUUCACACACGACUGAGACGCCACACACUCGUCUCCUGCAGGUGUGUGUGUGUGUGUGUGUGAGAGGAGUAAAGGGUGUUCACACACAUGAAAGGAGCCGAGUAAGCGUAACGCUGUUCCCCUCUCCGUGUCCUGUCGACUGUGUUCUUACCUGUAGAUAUGAUCUGUCUGUAUUUUGGUUAUUAACAUGUAAUGGAUGCUGUUUAAUGUGAGCAGAAACUGAAGUGUGGUUAAUUUCUUUGUUGAAAACGAUUAAUGAUAACAAUUAAAGGCAGUUGUGCAUUUUA